Verticillium dahliae VdLs.17 is the source of this 330-nucleotide messenger RNA. RefSeq lists its product as uncharacterized. The record is from RefSeq and is a predicted model, not a curated record. The transcript has a single exon. Bases 1 to 330 code for a protein of 109 amino acids. Lineage: Eukaryota; Fungi; Ascomycota; Sordariomycetes; Glomerellales; Plectosphaerellaceae.
AUGCCCCUAAUGCCCCUAGUGCGCCUGCCCUCAUGCCCCUCUUGCGCCUGCCCUCAUGCCCCUCAUGCCCCUGCCCUGCAAGGUACCAUGCACCUGCCUCUCCGUCCGACACGCUCGAGCCACAGCCCAGCUCCUGCCGAAGCCUCGCCAACCAAUCCUCCCCCUCCUCUGUCAUCUAUCAAACAACCAGCCGCCCAUGCCCAUGCCGGGAUCAACACCUGGCCAGGCCCCUCUGUGUCCACCAGCACAUCGUCAGUCAUGGCACAGCACUACGAGGACAGCCCAGGACCAUCACGUCAACCAGGUCACCCAGCUCAGCCUGCUGCGUGA